AUUGGGUAAUCAGGUAAGCAUAAGGUCAAAGGUUACUGUACCCUGCUGCAGCGCUCCGAUACUUCUAGAAUCACACUGUUAUUUUGGCGAUUUGAAGGAACGAAACGCACAGAUAGGAUGUCUAUAACGGCAGAGUACAUCAAAGAGAAGCUCCAGCGUGAACUAGAGGCAACUCACAUCGAUGUAGAAGACACAUCCCCCAACCACUGUGGUUCAGCGUUUAAUGUCACCAUCGUGUCUGCUAAGUUUGAGGGCAAGCCGCUGCUCCAGAGGCACAGACUGGUGAAUGCCUGCCUGGAAGAGGAACUGAAAGACAUCCACGCAUUCUCCCAGAAAACCUUAACACCUGAACAGUGGCAGAAACAGCAGAAAUGAUGACAGCCUGUCUCCUCCUCAUGACACACCCACCUACAUCAUCUGAGCAUCAUUAAAUACAAUUUCAAUGUCGCAUUUUUCUUGAUCUUGAUUUGAGGGCAUCAUGCAUGUUCUGUCAACGGAAAAAUACAUGUUUUUUUUCAUGCAGGAUUUCUUAUUUGAAGAAGUGGUCAUAUAAGGAGUUGUGCAAACAUACAUUAUAUGGCAAUACGAUCAAGACUAGCAUUUUAAGUUAUUGUCUACACUAAGUUAACAGUAAGAGAUAACUGAUAUUGGCUUGAAGUUGAAAGGCUACUAGGAUGCUAACUGAAAUAUCUGACUAUUUCCAAAAUCUAUCUACAUGUAGUUGUUUAACUGUUAUUUUGCAUAAUUUAUUUUCCAUGUGUCUAAACUUCAUCAAUGUAGAGAUAACUUCAGUUCCAAAAUAUCCAUUAGCAAGCAAACCUUAUCCUUUGUUUGUGUAGCUACUUAAUUCCACAUUUAGAACCGUUGACUUUUGUCUUAUUGGAGUGUGACAUUUUCCAUACCACAUGGUGUAUAGGGCAGUCACCAUCUCCAUUUCUAUAGCCCUUUAGACAUACAGCUUAUGCAAGCAAAGUAAGGGGCUAGUGUUCAGCUGCUAUAUUUCUUCUCCUACUUGCUAAGCUGAGAAGCAGUAUUUACUACUUUAAAAGUCUUCGGUAUAUGACUUGGUACAACCUACCUAAAUACUGCAUGCAUGAUACCCGGUAUGCAGUUUCUAUCCACUGAAGCAGUCUUAGGAUGUGGCAUAAGUAGUAUGAUGCAUUAGAUAAAUAUUUAUGACACAUGUGACUGUAUUUUUGUUUAAUAUAGAUGCAUCUAUUGCAAUGCACAGAUUGUUUCUGACAAAUGUAACAGUUUGAUGAAGAAAUUCACUGUACUAUAACAAUAGCACUGAUUACACAGCAUUUCUAGCACAAAGAGGGUUUAAUUGAAAAUACGCUGUCUCUAGAAUUGUUGUACUGCUGACAAUUAAAAUAUCUUCUGUGUACUUUGGUCCGUUACGUCGAAGUACUGUACUGUAAAUUGUUUGUUUAUAGGUAAUUUCUCGGUCGGAAGAAAUCAAAGGAUUUUGCGGUGCUUUAAGUACGCAGUUGAAAUAAUACAGAAGUUAGUAAGACAGAGUAUACAAAAGUAUGUUCCUGGUGUCAUGAGUUUGUUGUGAGAACUAAGAACAUAAAACUACCGGGUACUGCAAAUAUUAAACAAUACAAACGUCUUGCUUCAUCCUGCACCACUGCAUUUAAAAUAUGUAUCAAUUUUGCAUACUUGAUAAUUUGUACAUUAUAUA
This is a messenger RNA of Branchiostoma floridae (Florida lancelet), 1687 nucleotides long. Its product is annotated as bolA-like protein 2. Gene Ontology annotation, molecular function: 2 iron, 2 sulfur cluster binding. The transcript has 3 exons. NCBI's taxonomy places the organism in Eukaryota, Metazoa, Chordata, Leptocardii, Amphioxiformes, Branchiostomatidae. Gene Ontology annotation, biological process: intracellular iron ion homeostasis. Gene Ontology annotation, cellular component: cytosol; nucleus. The coding region runs from base 118 to 375 and encodes 85 amino acids. The record is from RefSeq and is a predicted model, not a curated record.